Exophiala spinifera is the source of this 1065-nucleotide messenger RNA. RefSeq lists its product as uncharacterized. The record is from RefSeq and is a predicted model, not a curated record. Gene Ontology annotation, molecular function: oxidoreductase activity. Lineage: Eukaryota; Fungi; Ascomycota; Eurotiomycetes; Chaetothyriales; Herpotrichiellaceae. The transcript has 4 exons. The coding region runs from base 1 to 1065 and encodes 354 amino acids.
AUGUCAAGCCAAAGUGGACUUGAUCUUGGGUGGUUUUAUGAUUCCGAAGAGCAGAAGCAUUCGUCUGUGAAGGAUUUCUCGUCCACAGAAAUCACUAGGAGACCGUGGAAAGCAUUCUGGCCUCCUAGAUCAGGAGACAACUUCGAUUUUUGGAUGCGAUCUGAGUUUCCAGAAGUUCUCUCGUGGCAAUUCGACCCCGACCGGCCCUUCGAUCAACCGUGGCGCGACUGGCUCAGGAGUCUACUGAUGAAAGUUGAAGCAGGCAGCUGUCGAAAACGGUUCACUUCGACGACAAUGGUAACGAGAGCGCCGACCACAGACUUCUCGGAUGAUCAAGUUACUCUUGAUUUACCCGGGGUCCAAGGUGCCACUAUCACGUAUCUAGCCCCUCUGGAGCUCUACAAAACCCAGAAGCCAUAUUUCAGCCAGCUACCCUGCGGAACUACGCUGGCUCGCACUAAUCUUGUUGAAAGCGACCACGCUGUCGAGGUCUGCGAGAUUGGAGGCAGAGAAGAUGCAUUUGACCUCGACGAGACAGGCUUCCGAUUCAUGCACCUUCCGACAGACGUGUCAGAAUGGACGGACGAAAGUGUACAAUCACAAUAUCUCCCAGUCAUAUCAGCAUGGUUGAAGGAAUACUUCAAAUGUGACAAAGUCUUCAUCUACAAUUACAACUACAAAACCGGACCGGUCCCUGAUCGACUUGGAGGUGCUGCUUACAUUUUGAACUAUGAAAACAGUGUAUGGCGCUGUAUCGCCGACGCCGACGUUGACGCCCCCCUUGCCGUUUGCGACUACCGCAGUGUAACCCCAACGGACCUGCACAGAAUCGACAUAGUCUACCCACAUUUCAGCGAGGAAGGGUUCGAAGUGACGUACAACCCUGCGCAUCGCUGGUACUACAAAAAGCGCAUGUCGAAGGAUGAUAUUGUGCUGUUUAAGAUCGAUGAUAAUCUGGAGGGCGUGGCCAAGUUUGCGCCGCAUACAUCUUUUAUUGACCCUUCGGUCUCGAGGAACACUAGUAAGAGGGCGAGCAUUGAGAUUAGGGCUAUCAUUUGCGGAUGA